UCCAACCUAUUGCAGCUUAAUAGCACUAUUAGACAAGUCACGUUUUAACAUAUUCUAUCUCCUUUAGUUCAAACUCACAGGCUAGCAGAAUAGACACAAUGGCAUCCACUACUUCACCACCUGUGUAUGGGGACAUCUCUCCAUUGCCAACAGGAUUGAAAACAUUCACUACUUUUCCAGACCUUCUUAUGGUACUUGAGUGGGUUUUCGGUGGCCUUGUGUGGAUUUUAGUAGCUUCUACCACAAUUCCAUAUGGAUUACCAUUACUUCAAGGAUGGGUUAUGUUUGUUUCAAUCUUUUGCUUUGUUUUUACAUCUAUGCUCAUAAUACUAUACUGUAUUGGAGCGCAUGGUGGAAAAUCUUCCUGGACAACUAUAGAUGCCUUUUAUCACUUUAUUGCUGCCAUAUUCUACCUAAGUGCUUCAGUACUACAGGCUUAUGCAACAAUAGGUUCGAAUGGCGCGGGUAAAAUCUAUCAAGAGAACAUCGCUGCAGUGGUAUUUGCCUUUAUUGCAACAGCACUUUAUGUGGUCCAUGCAGUGGCAUCUCUGUUCAGAUGGAAAAAAUCUCCUUAAGUUAAAAAGUCCUAAAAAUAUGAAAUGCAGAUCGAACAAAGUCUUCUGUGUUGCUUUUUAAAUGUGUAGGUUUGCUGAAAAUACAGACAAUUACAUCUAGGUCAGUUUUAACAACGGCUUAAAGUGACAAUAAACUAAAUUUAUUUUUAACAUUGAUCGUUCCAAAAUAUCAAGUAUACCAUGGCUGUGUUUUUUUUUUUCUUACCAUUGUUGUCAAGCCUCUUUUUUGUCCUGUAAAUGCUUCCUAUCUCCCUCCUGAUGCACCUCACCACUACCAAUGUAAACCGAGGAGUGUUUUUAUUUCUGGUCACAUGAUCACAUUAUACAUACCGUACUACAAUUCAUAUAGAAUUAAAUGUCAGCAAAAAGGUGUAUAGUCGGGAGCGCGCAGGAGCGGGUGGCUUUGUUCAUAUACACAAGUGAGGCAUGGAGCAUGAAUGUAGCCACCAUAAAACAGGAAGUCUGAAAAUAUCAGAGUAAAGCUUGCAUUUGAGGGAUGAAACCAAGAAAGUGAGACAUAUCACAUUCAAAUUAUAUUUAAACAUAUUGCUUUUAUUU
Messenger RNA from Rana temporaria (common frog), 1133 nucleotides. RefSeq names its product myelin and lymphocyte protein-like. The transcript is spliced from 4 exons. The record is from RefSeq and is a predicted model, not a curated record. Gene Ontology annotation, cellular component: membrane. Gene Ontology annotation, molecular function: structural constituent of myelin sheath. The coding region runs from base 99 to 575 and encodes 158 amino acids. Gene Ontology annotation, biological process: myelination. Lineage: Eukaryota; Metazoa; Chordata; Amphibia; Anura; Ranidae.